Messenger RNA from Atta colombica, 1523 nucleotides. It is a transcript of the gene Gmppb, whose product is annotated as mannose-1-phosphate guanyltransferase beta. Gene Ontology annotation, cellular component: cytoplasm. Gene Ontology annotation, biological process: cell wall mannoprotein biosynthetic process; GDP-mannose biosynthetic process. The record is from RefSeq and is a predicted model, not a curated record. The coding region runs from base 282 to 1391 and encodes 369 amino acids. Gene Ontology annotation, molecular function: mannose-1-phosphate guanylyltransferase (GTP) activity; GTP binding. Lineage: Eukaryota; Metazoa; Arthropoda; Insecta; Hymenoptera; Formicidae. The transcript has 6 exons.
UUGACAGCUCUUCAUAAAACAAAAACAUCAUUGUUAUCAUUGCUCAAUAAAAAGUCUAUUCGACAGGUGUUAUGUUUAUGAUAGGUUUAUUCACUUGCAUUAAUAAUGUGAUAUAAUCUCAUGAAGAAGAGAUGUUCUCAUCGUAAAUAUAAACAUGAGCAUAUCAGUGAACACGUAGCACUUGUCUCUAUCAAGCCUAUCUACGUGGCAAUAAUUGUCACUGAGAUAUCGAAUUAUCUUCGUUAAUGUCAUUCUAAGACGGCGGUUAACAAUUUAUAGGAAUGCAUGAAAAAAGAAAGAAGUUACAGACCAUGAGAGCUUUAAUACUUGUGGGUGGUUAUGGAACUAGAUUGCGACCUCUUACUUUAAGUCGACCUAAGCCACUUGUCGAGUUUGCAAAUAAACCUAUACUUUUACAUCAGAUCGAAGCACUGGUACAAACAAAUGUAACUGAAGUUAUAUUGGCCGUUUCCUAUCGGGCACAACAGAUGGAAGAAGAAUUGGUUCACGAGGCGAAGAAACUUGGAGUACGACUUAUAUUUUCUCAUGAACCAGAACCAUUGGGCACUGCUGGACCACUUGCGCUCGCGCGUGAAUAUUUAUGUGCCAGUGAUGAUCCAUUCUUUGUUUUGAACUCUGAUAUCAUUUGCGAAUUUCCUUUUAAACAACUUCUCGAAUUCCAUGAGAAUCAUGGUAAAGAAGGAACUAUAGUUGUCACUAAAGUAGAGGAGCCAUCAAAGUAUGGUGUGGUUGUAUAUGAAGAAGAUGGAAAGAUUCAGAAUUUUGUUGAAAAACCACAAGAAUUUAUAUCCAAUAAAAUAAAUGCAGGUAUGUACAUCCUCAAUCCAAGCGUAUUGAAUAGAAUAGAAUUAAAACCUACAAGUAUCGAAAAGGAAGUUUUUCCAAAUAUGGCUCAAGAUGGAGAAUUAUAUGCUCUGGAAUUACCAGGCUUCUGGAUGGACGUGGGACAACCUAAAGAUUUUCUUACAGGAAUGUCUAUGUAUCUUACUUCAUUGAGGCAAAAGCAUCCUGAACAGCUUCAUUCUGGGCCUGGUAUAGUAGGCAAUGUCUUAAUUGAUCCAACGGCUAUAAUUGGCAAGGAUUGUAGAAUAGGACCUAACGUCACGAUUGGACCGGGUGCCACUUUAGCUGAUGGAUGUUGUAUUAAACGAAGUACUAUUCUUAAGGCAGCUGUAAUAAAAGAGCAUGCAUGGCUAGAUGGUUGUAUUGUUGGAUGGAGAAGCGUUGUAGGACGUUGGGUCAGAAUGGAAGGUACAACUGUAUUAGGAGAAGACGUUAUCGUGAAAGAUGAAUUAUAUAUUAAUGGUGGACAAGUUUUACCACACAAGAGUAUUUCCACUUCUGUACCAGAACCACAGAUUAUUAUGUGACCAAAGACCAUAAUCUUGAAUCAGUGAAGGCAAUAAUUGACCAAAACAAUUUUUUAUUCGCUUUUAUUAUUUUUAUAUAAAAUAUGUUCUUAAAAUAUCUUCGCAUUAAAAUUUAAAAAAUAUAUAACAUAA